Lottia gigantea (owl limpet) is the source of this 906-nucleotide messenger RNA. RefSeq lists its product as hypothetical. The transcript has a single exon. The record is from RefSeq and is a predicted model, not a curated record. Lineage: Eukaryota; Metazoa; Mollusca; Gastropoda; Lottiidae. The coding region runs from base 1 to 906 and encodes 301 amino acids.
AUGAAUGUAGUAGAACUAUUUGUAGGUACAGAUUGUAUAGAUCAAAUGUUGAAAUAUUUAGGUCAAUAUGAUAGAAAGAGAUUAAUAUUAAUUUCUCAUAACGGCAGUGGAUUCGACAACUGGAUCGUGCUUAAAAAUGCAAAAAAACUAACUCAUUGCCCUUUAAAAACACCCAGAGGAAUUCUAUCUUUUCCUUUAUCUAAUCCAUACACGGAUGAAGAUUUACAGAAAAAAUGGAAAAGACAGAAAGAAAUAAAGGGUAAUUAUUUACAACAUAUUAAUUUCACGUGUUCCUACCAACACGAAUCCUCUAGUUUGGCUGCAUGGGGAAAUUCUUCCAAUCUUCCCGCGAAUUUGAGAAAGAUUGCCGACGUAGAUAUCGCUAAAUACACGCAAGACAACUGGGAGGAAUUGAGACACGAAUGGGAACCUUACGCAAAGAGAGACACUCUCUGUUUAGGGUCUUUUUUGAUAAAAUACAACCAAGUGACGAAAGAAGUUGUAAACCAGAAUAUGUUCAAUAAUCUAACGGCUCCAUCUUUAUCUUUAAAGGGUUGGUAUUAUUUAUAUCAUUACGAUAAAGAAAUGGUGGAAGAAGAAUGGUAUGAAACUACUAGAAUGGUUGCGAAACAUACCGAAAAAGAAAACGUAGAAAAAGUUUAUUCGCACACUAAUCCUUCUAUAAGAAAUUUUAUCAGACGAUCUAUUAAAGGAGGAAGAGUUUCGGCAAAUAGAAAAUCAUUUGAAACGAACAAAAUGGAUGAAAUUUGUAACGUAUUAAAGGAAUAUACAGAACUUGAAAGUAAUAACAUAAUUGAUUUAUUCAAAGAAUACAGCGCAAGGACAAAAGACAAAACGGAGGUUCAUUCGAGACUUACAAAAAUACCAAAAAAUGUACCAAACUAA